Messenger RNA from Strongylus vulgaris, 200 nucleotides. Lineage: Eukaryota; Metazoa; Nematoda; Chromadorea; Rhabditida; Strongylidae. The record is from the annotation of a GenBank genome assembly.
AUGAACUGGUAUAAUGUUGCUGGUCAAGGAGGAGACGUCGAAAAAUGCAGCGAUCUUCAAAAACUUGCACGCGGCGACUUGGAGCUUCUACUUGGCAAAAAAGCUGGAUGUCAGGUGAGGAACAGUAUGUUUUUCCAGGGGAAUGCAUUGUAUUUGUAUGAGAACUUAGGGCGAAGUUUACGUUCCAAUUCUUCAUGAGC